This is a messenger RNA of Chara braunii, 909 nucleotides long. The record is from the annotation of a GenBank genome assembly. Lineage: Eukaryota; Viridiplantae; Streptophyta; Charophyceae; Charales; Characeae.
CGGGAGAAGGGAAUGGAGCGGGGGUCUUUGCAAUUGUUGCCUCCCUGGGAGAGAUAAGGAUGGGUGCAUCCUGUGCUGUCAAACCUACUGGUGCCCCUGUGUCACCUUCGGGCAGAGCAUGCAAAUGGCAAGGUUGGGCAGUUGUCUUCCCAAAGCCAUCCUGUAUCUCCUCGCCUCUUUUGGCAUCUACUCUGUUCUGUACCUUGUAGCUAUCAUUCUUCAGACCAAGCACCCCGACAUGUCUCAUGAGGCGACCAUUACGAACCUAUUUAUCUCGGCUUCGAUUGUGCUGUUCGUUUGCAUCGGACUUUAUGGAGGCUGGCAUAGAAAUGCGCUGAGGAAGAAGUUCGGACUCCAAGGAGGCGCCGCGACGGAUUGCCUUCGGCAUGCCUUCUGCCAUGGAUGUGCCUUGUGCCAGGAGUACCGGACGAUCUCGAUCAACGUGAACGGCGGCAAAUGGACGGGUCCGGCAAUCGGUGGACCUAUAAGCAUGGUACCUCCAAGUGGUCAAUAUAUGUAGAGGUAAGGAGGAUGGGGAUGGAGGGAGGAGAGGGAGGAGAGGAAGGGAUCCCAUCCUGACCGGGAUGGAGUAUCGGGACAAGGGGUUGUAGUAACUGAUAGAGCUGGAGAGUGGUAAUUAUGGCCCCAGUUAAUUCGCCGGGUCUGAUUGGGGGGAGGUCGUCCUGCUUUCCCUGUUUGGAUUAAAUCAAAAAAGAAUAGAAGGUUGGUUUUUGCUUUGAAAUUUGGGGGAAAGAAAAGAGAGAAAGAGGAUGAGGAGAGAGAGGAAGGAGGAGUUAGUGGGGAGGUAGUGAGAUAGCGAGCUUGAGAUUCUUGGUAUUAUGCACUGACGAAGCGACGAGGUGUGCACAAGACCAGCAGAUACACACCGGAGUUGAAUAUCAGGGUCGC